Messenger RNA from Dicentrarchus labrax (European seabass), 5317 nucleotides. It is a transcript of the gene aass, whose product is annotated as aminoadipate-semialdehyde synthase. Gene Ontology annotation, cellular component: cytoplasm. The record is from RefSeq and is a predicted model, not a curated record. Lineage: Eukaryota; Metazoa; Chordata; Actinopteri; Moronidae. The transcript is spliced from 25 exons. Gene Ontology annotation, molecular function: saccharopine dehydrogenase activity. Bases 168 to 2990 code for a protein of 940 amino acids.
UGAAAUUCUGCCCGGAACCGGAACAGUUGAACCUGUAGCAUGAACUGGAGUUGUGUGGACUUGCGGCUGCUCUCACCCCGGCUCACCUCUGAGUGACUCCGGAUUUGUCGGUGAACGGUUUCGCCACAUUUCCUCGUGAGGAGCCGGUCAGAAAGGGGGGUGAAGUCAUGUUCAGACUCCUCAGUCACCAAGGGAAGAGGACGCAGAGCUGCCUCGCAGGCCAGCGGCGCUAUGAGCACCACAGGGCCGUCAUGGCCAUCCGCAGAGAGGAUAUCAACCCCUGGGAGAGGAGGGCGCCUCUGGCCCCGCGCCACGUCAAAGAGCUCACCAACGCCGGCGUCAAAGUUCUGGUGCAGCCAUCCAACCGCAGAGCCAUCCACGAGAAGUACUACAUGAGGGCUGGGGCCAUCGUUCAGGAGGACAUUUCGGAGGCGUCUCUGAUAAUCGGGGUGAAGAGGCCACCGGAGGAGAAGGUCUUUCCCAGGAAGACAUAUGCUUUCUUCUCCCACACCAUCAAGGCUCAGGAGGCCAACAUGGGGCUUCUGGACGACCUGCUGACGAAGGAGGUUCGUCUGAUCGACUACGAGAAGAUGGUUGAUCCUAACGGCUACCGCAUCGUAGCGUUUGGUCAGUGGGCCGGUGUCGCAGGAAUGAUUAACAUUUUGCAUGGAUUGGGACUGCGCUUUCUGGCUCUUGGGCACCACACUCCCUUCAUGCACAUUGGUAUGGCUCAUAACUACAGGAACGUCAGCCAGGCCAUCCAGGCAGUGAGGGAUUGUGGGUAUGAGAUCUCCAUGGGGCUCAUGCCCAAAUCAAUUGGCCCCCUCACGUUUUGUUUCACCGGUACUGGCAACGUAUCCAAGGGAGCACAAGACAUCCUUAAUGAGCUUCCUGUUGAAUAUGUUGAACCACAUGAGUUGAAGGAUGUCUCUGAAACAGGAGAUAUGACCAAAGUGUACGCCACCGUUCUGAGCCGACAUCACCACCUGAUGAGGAAGAGCGAUGGAAUUUAUGACCCCAUGGAGUACGAGAACCACCCGGAACUGUAUACUUCACACUUCAGGACCAGCGUGGCGCCCUACACGACCUGUUUGAUCAAUGGUAUUUACUGGGACCCCCACACCCCCCGACUGCUCAGACGACUGGAUGCCCAGAAGCUGAUGAGACCGCCCAAGGUCUCGCGUACAGCCACCGAGGGAUCACCAGUGCUGCCACACAAACUGCUGGCCAUCUGUGACAUAUCUGCUGACACUGGAGGCUCUAUAGAGUUCAUGAACGAGUGCACCACCAUUGAUAAGCCUUUCUGUAUGUACGACGCGGACCAGCACAUAGAUCACGACAGGCUGCUGGAGUCCGAUGUUCAAGAUUUCAGUGUGGAGGGAAACGGGAUUCUGAUGUGCUCCAUUGACAACCUUCCCGCUCAGCUCCCCAUCGAAGCCACAGAGUAUUUUGGAGACCGACUCUUCCCCUACAUCUGGGAGAUGCUGCCUUCAGACGCCACCAGACUGCUGGAGGAAGAGGACUUCAGCCCACAAGUCAGAGACGCUGUCAUCACUUCAAACGGAGCACUCACCCCAAAGUUUGAAUACAUUGAGAAGCUUCGAGAAAGAAGGGAGAAGGCACAGAUCAUGAAGAAGACUGGGAUGAAGCGCGUUCUGCUGCUGGGUUCAGGAUACGUCUCCGGACCCAUAGUUGAGUAUUUGACUCGUGACGAGGGGACCCAGGUCACUGUGGCGUCGGUGCUGCUGAGGCAGGCGGAGGAGCUGGCAGCAAAAUAUCCCAACACCAUCCCCAUAAUGCUGGACGCCGGCAGCCAGGAAGGACACCUCGACUCUCUGGUCAAAGAUCAUGACCUGGUCAUCAGCAUGCUGCCGUACUCAUUUCACCCACUCAUCGCCAAAAGUUGCAUCAAAAAGAAGGUAAACAUGGUGACAGCCAGCUACCUGAGUCCUGCCAUGAAGGAGCUGCAGAGCAGUGCGGAGGAGGCGGGCAUCACCAUAGUGAAUGAGAUGGGACUGGACCCUGGCAUCGACCACAUGCUGGCUAUGGAGUGUAUCGACCGGGCCAAAGCUGACGGCUGCACUGUGGAGUCGUACAGCUCUUUCUGCGGAGGUCUUCCUGCUCCUGAAUGUUCGGACAAUCCUCUGCGCUAUAAGUUCAGCUGGAGUCCAUAUGGCGUCCUUCUCAACACCAUCAGCCCCGCCAUCUUCCUCAGAGACAACCAGGUGGUAAGCAUCCCAGCUGGUGGGUCUCUGAUGGACUCCACCACGCCUAUGGAUUUCCUUCCUGGUUUCAACCUGGAGGGAUUUCCAAACCGUGACAGCACCAAGUACGCCGAGCCCUAUGGCAUCCAGUCAGCACACACACUGAUCAGAGGAACACUGCGCUUCAAGGGCUUCUCGAAGGCCAUGAGUGGGUUUGUCAGACUGGGUCUGAUCAAUAGCGAGGCCUGUCCGAUCCUGCACCACACUUCAUCUCAUGUUUCCUGGAAAGAGCUUCUCUGCAAGCAUUUGGGAUUGUCCUCUUCUAUCUCCCAUGAUGCCUUUGAAGAAGCCGUAUACGAACGCAUCGGAAAGGACGACUUCAGGAUGGACAGCCUGAGAUGGUUUGGGAUGUUGAGUGACGAGUUGGUGCCGCACGCCGACAGCAUACUGGCUGCUCUGGCAAAACAUCUGGAAGCCAAACUCUCCUUCGAUAAGGGCGAGCGAGACAUGAUCAUCAUGAGGAACGACGUGGGGCUUCGCCACCCAACUGGCGAGCUGGAGACCAAACACAUUAGCCUGGUGGUGUACGGCGACCCCAACGGCUUCUCCGCCAUGGCCAAGACUGUAGGAUACCCAGCAGCCAUUGGUGCUCGCAUGGUCCUUGAUGGUGAAAUCAGUACAAAGGGACUGGUGGUUCCAAUGACGAAAGAUGUAUAUGGGCCGACGCUGGCCCGACUGAAGGAGGAGGGACUUCACUUCAUGUCCAAGAGCACCCUGCAGGAGUAGAGCUGACAACAGCAGGAAAAAUGUAUACAAUCCUCAUUCUAUCAGAUGCCUUUUCACCAGCUUUAUCGUCUUCUGACUCACCUGCCUGCUUGUAGUCGGUGUUUAAAAGUAUAUCGCUAACUCACCUCUGCCUGGGGCUGAUAAAAUAAAUAUUAGUUAUGUUAUUUAUCUUUCAAAUGUGAACAGUUAAAGGGGGUAAAAAUAGUUUGAAAGUGGAAAAGGUCAGAUGUUGUUUUUAUUUUAUUGAAAUUAAAUUUUAUGACUAUUUGCUUCAAAACCACGUUUGUACGUUUUAGGCCAAAAAGCUGAAAAGGCAGCUGGUGUUAAUAUUCAGUAAGUUGCAGUUUAAUAUUUUCUGAGUUUGGCUAAAUUUACUCAUCUGUGAGAAACUGAAACAGUUUCACGGGCGUCGACUGUUUCAGAGAAAAGUUCUUCUGUGAAGAUGUGCAAAAGGUCGACUGAUCAAACACUAUUUUAGGCAUUAGAAAUUUGAAGCAUUAAAAGCACAAACAUGUCUGAUUAAUCAGGUAAAUAUAGUGUAGAAACAGCUUUGGCUGGGAUUUGAGAAUAUAUUCUUCACACUUAAUGGUUCUGACAUCAUACGACAAAACCACGUCAGCUCUAAUCAGUGUUGUUGUAAGUGUUGUCACCAUUUUACAACAAAAUGAAAAGUGAAGCAUUCAGUCAGUUCAGUGGCAGUCAGACUGAUGAUUUUUUUUAAACUGCUCAUGCGAUCAUAUAUCUUCAAUGUUUUUAUUAAAAAUGUCCAACUUGCUAAACCUUUCCAAGUUUUAACUGUCUUUUUCCCCAUCACCUCAAAUAGCAUCUUCAUUAACAGAUGUUUGGAUUACUUGAAGGUCCAGUGUGUAACAUUUAGGAGGAUCUGUUGGCAGAAAUUGAAUAUAAUACUUCGUGCUUGGAAGGGGAGGGUGAAGCGAGGGAGUUGCAGUCUGCAACUACACUGCUAGACGCCACUAAAUCCUACACACUGGUCCUUUUUAAAUAUCCAGAAAACCCAGCUCAAUACUGCAAUGACCUUCAAACUGUGAUGCAAGAAAAACCUCAGUUACUAGCCCUCUAUUAGUAUUUCUUGAAAAUCAAAAAGAGCAAAAGUCCAACAUCAAAAUUGUGAAACUGUUCCAGUUCACAGGAUAUAAAUACUAUCACAGUAUAGGGAUUGUACGUUGUUCAAUUUGUAUGGCAGACAGCAGUUAGUGGCACUGUUUUUAAAGACUGUACCAGUAUUUACCAAGUUUGUCUCAUUUUUCCAAAGACAAAAACUUUUUCCUUCUUAAUAAUUGGAAAAUCCAGGACAAAAAGGCUUUAAUCUACAUCUGAUCUCCACAAUGUAUCUCAACAAACUGAGAUAAUAAUUAAUAAUGAAGAUAUGAUGACUUUUAUCUUGAGAUGGGGGCUGAAUCAUUAACCGCUUUUUAAACAAAAUCAAUUUGAAUUGUGUUUUUUAAGCUUUACAGCUUUAACUCUCUGAAUCAGAACCUCCAGGAUUUCAUUGAUUGGCAUAUCUUGAGAACUGUUCAUCCGAUCGACCUCACACUUGGCGGGUGUAUUGCAGAGGGAGUGCAGUGUUGAGUUUGGUUUGAAGUCGAUCAGACUUGCAAGCCAUCGCCCUGAUCCGAAGGGGCACUGCACUAGUUUUCAUGUAAAAACACGAAAUUGCCCAAUUGCAAUUUUAUGCUUAACAUUUAAAAUAUAUCGGGGUAAUAUCUAAACUAAAAAGCACUACAAAUGUAUUACACUCUGGAUAUUACUUAUUAACUCAAGAUCUCAUUGCAGUCACUGAAACGUGAUCAGUAACAGCGGUUCCUGGGUUAGGCCGAGCUGAGAGGUAGAAAUAUUGAUUGGAGAUGUUUGAAAGAGUGAAUACACAGAUGAGUAAUUAUUGUUGUAUUGUACUGAUAUGUAGUUUAAAUAUGGGCCUCCAGAGGGUUUUACACCAUAGUUUGUUCUUUGAUACUUUAGUGAACGGAGAUCUGGUCCUGUCAGAUUCCAAAAGAAAGAAUUCAGAUACAGUUCAAAACUACAAAUUAAGGUCAAAAGGGACAUCAACACUAACAUCUGUCAAAUAAAAUGUUGAUAUCACUGAAAAUCAUUUCUCAAUAUUGAUUUGAUUUACAUAUACAAACCGUUUUUAUUUUUGUUGGGUUUUUGUUUUUGAUUUUUUGUUUUGUCUUUAAUGUUUGAUUUGAAAUGUAUGCCAUUCAUGGUUACCAAACACACAAUCAUUUAUAAAAGCUAGUUUUCUUUGUUUUAUCAACAUGUAAAAGUGGUUACUUGAAUAAACAUCCAUGUUAUUUCUUCUUUCACUA